This is a messenger RNA of Fusarium odoratissimum NRRL 54006, 1536 nucleotides long. RefSeq names its product autophagy-like protein 8. Gene Ontology annotation, cellular component: fungal-type vacuole membrane; cytosol; autophagosome. Gene Ontology annotation, molecular function: phosphatidylethanolamine binding. NCBI's taxonomy places the organism in Eukaryota, Fungi, Ascomycota, Sordariomycetes, Hypocreales, Nectriaceae. The record is from RefSeq and is a predicted model, not a curated record. Gene Ontology annotation, biological process: cellular response to nitrogen starvation; macroautophagy. The transcript is spliced from 4 exons. Bases 389 to 751 code for a protein of 120 amino acids.
AGCCCCCCUUCUGAGUGAGCGUGCCGCCUGCCCUGUGCCUGUGUCCUCCCUGCAGCUCUGAACCUGUCUGCGCCUAGGUACCUAGUAAGGUUGCUUGCUGCCUUCCGCCUCGACCGCUCAUCUGUGUGCCAGUGUCUGUGUCAGUGCCACUGCCACCUUCUGCCUGUGACUCUCUGCUCUUCCUCAUUCUUCUUCUGCCUGACGCAAGCAAAUCGUAACCUAAACCUUUUUCUCAUUUUACCUUAUCUAUCGCCAACUCCAUCUUCUUUUUUCCCUUUUCAUACUUUCCCGAAUUUUCCGCUGCCACAAGUCAACCAUCCCAGCAGCUUGAUUCCACCAUCGAUACCACUCUUACCGCCUCUACAACUUAUCAACCACUACUGUCAACAUGCGCAGCAAGUUCAAGGACGAGCAUCCCUUCGAGAAGCGCAAGGCUGAGGCCGAGCGCAUUCGACAGAAGUACUCUGACCGCAUUCCCGUUAUUUGCGAAAAGGUCGAGAAGAGUGACAUCGCGACCAUCGACAAGAAGAAGUACCUUGUCCCCGCCGAUUUGACCGUCGGUCAGUUCGUCUACGUCAUCCGCAAGCGAAUCAAGCUCUCCCCCGAGAAGGCCAUCUUCAUCUUCGUCGACGAGGUGCUUCCCCCAACGGCCGCCCUCAUGAGCAGCAUCUACGAGGAACACAAGGAUGAGGACGGUUUCCUAUACAUUACCUACUCCGGCGAGAACACCUUCGGUGAUGCUUGGGAGUAAGCUGUGUGGAAUCGGUUCUAUAUCCCACCUCGAGAAUGAUGAAGGCGUUACGGUCGUAUUUGGGUGAAUAUUCGUUGGUCACUGGUUAUGUUCACGUUAUCUUUUGAGUCCGUACUUCAGACUUCGAUAGAGUGUCUGCUGCUCUUUCUGGCAACACGUCUGUUUACUCGCUCGAUCUAGCAAUGCAGCUACGGUUCGAAGUGCUUUUUUCUUCCUUUUCCGAAUUAUCAGGUUUAUUUUGAUCAGUGACACAAUUUUCCGAGUCUUUGAAUAUGGUAUCAGAAACAAUGUACAAGCAGCUCAUGGUACAGUCACGCCGAGCGGAACUCCCACGAGAACCAAGAUUAGGCAGCUGCAGCUAUCACCUGAUUACCCCAACUUGGAACCGUGAGCGCUAGCACGCCAUGUGCCUGAAUGGCUUGUCAGCCGUGAUCGGCAUUUAUGUCUACAAAUACUGAACUUGUCACUGAUAAGGUAACUUGUGAUAACUUGCGAGAGUGCCGUUUACAGCUUAUAAAACCUCUGAAUAAUUUAAUGAUAUACCAAGGAUAAGAUGUCACGAUUUUUGGAUUUUGAGGCAACAUCGCGCUGAUUCUCACAGCCCAUGCCUCAUACCAUUUCCUUAUAGAAUACCAUGACAGCGUAGCGAAAAGAGCCAUUAGCAUAACCCCGUCUCAUUGCGCGAAAUGACUGCAAGAAAGCAAUACCGUCCCGGCCUUGAGUAAACGCAAAUGCCCAAAGAGAUGGGUUCUGCACAAGUGACCAAACAAGACUUUAAGCCCGGC